AUGAACAGGUUUCGUUUUGGCGACUCCGAGGAGUCGGCCUCAGAUCUUGACGAUGAUACCUCCGACUUGCCAUUCCCUGAGCCUCUCACUCGAUCAUCGUUCCUCGCCCCCGACUUUGACCCCGCAGACUACCUCUCGUCCUUGACCAAUCGGCACCAGAGCCUCGAAGACCUCCGACAAGAACUGCGGAAUCUAGACCAAGCGCUCAGUCGGGAGUUGCUAGAUUUAGUCAAUGAGAACUAUGGUGAUUUCUUAUCGCUUGGUAGUGCAUUGCAAGGGGGCGAAGAGAAGGUCGAGCAGGUUCGGGUUGGGCUGUUGUCAUUUCAGAGGGAGGUUCAAGCUAUACGGGACAAGGUGGAAGCGAGGCAGAGCGACUUGGAAAAGCUCUUGAAUGAAAAGAGGCGUCUGACAGGGCAUGCAAACAUCGCUCGGGCUCUGUUAGACUUCGCAGAGCGUGUUGAGGACCUGGAGAAACGAUUGAUGAUUGGCGACGCACCGACCCAGCACCAACACGAAUCGGCCGAGGUAUUCGAGAGAGACUCGGACCUGCUGGAUAGUGAGAGUGAGGAAACUGACGAAGAAGAUCUGCCCACCGGCUCAUCUGCCGCGCCACUGGUGUCUCUGCGAAGGCUGGAAAAUCACAUACAGAAAUACGUCUACCUCACCCGACUCGCUUCGCGGAUUGGCGAUGAUCAUCCAUUUUUACUUAACCAACGACCCCGAUUAGCGAAGAUCAGGGCCACGGUGCUCGUGGACCUGAAGACAGCACUUGAGCAAGGCAGUCAUGCUGGAGCGAGACGGGAUACGAAGACGAUGGCCGUAUUGCGACUCUACAAACUAAUGGGCGAGGAUACCAGUGCGGUAACCGCAUUGAAGAAUCUGAAGAUAUAA
This is a messenger RNA of Aspergillus udagawae, 891 nucleotides long. Its product is annotated as COG2 family protein. NCBI's taxonomy places the organism in Eukaryota, Fungi, Ascomycota, Eurotiomycetes, Eurotiales, Aspergillaceae. The record is from RefSeq and is a predicted model, not a curated record. Gene Ontology annotation, cellular component: COG complex; membrane. Gene Ontology annotation, biological process: protein transport; Golgi organization; intra-Golgi vesicle-mediated transport. The transcript has 2 exons. The coding region runs from base 1 to 891 and encodes 296 amino acids.